AUGAAGAAGAGAAGCAUCCAGACUGGAAAUGUGCGGGAAGUUAUAUCACAGCUUGAACAGCAGCCGCACGUCGUGAACAGCCCCAGGUAUGGAGGUCUGGCUCCCAUACAUUUCGUGUGCCAAAAGCGGAAUAUUCGCAUGCUCAGAGUCCUGCUCGACCAUGGGGCCAAGAUAGGAUCUUUGGACACCCUCGGCAACACUCCUUUGCACUUGGCUGUGAACGACGCCUGGCAUGAGGGCGUGUCGGAGCUGCUGAAGCGAGGGGCGUCUCCGAAUGCCAUGAGCGUCCCUCCCGCCACGAUUAAGGAGGUGGUCGUGGAGACGCCCCUUCACGCUGCGAUACGCCGUCGGGACAUGGCGUCAGUAACGCUCAUGAUGGACCUUGAACCCGACCUGAGCCUUUUGGAUGGGAAUAACUGCUCCAUGCUGCACUUGGCCGCCCAGACACGCAGUAUAGAGCUGGUGAAGAAGCUGGUGAGUGAACCAACAGUAGUCAAGGAAUGUAACAAUAAGGACAAAAACGGCCGGACGGUCCUCCAUGCCGCGCUCUCUGAAAAGUGUGAUGAAGAUGCCGAACUCCAGGUCAUCGAGUUGAUUAAGACCCUGUCCAGAUCCGUCGUAGAUAUCAAUGCUGCCAACUAUGUGGGGGAGACGCCUUUGUUCCUGGCCGCGCGCCACGGCCUGAGCGGAGUCGUCGAACUCCUCCUCUCUCUGGGAUCGGAUCCGACCAUCCUGACGACCUGGAGGCAAUCGGUCCUUCAUGCUGCCUGCCUCUCUGGCUCCUCGGACACGCUCGACAUUCUUCUGCAGAGGGGUGACUUGAAGAACAUGGUACUUGUGGUUGACAAUGAGAAAUGUAGAGCGUUUGACUAUGCGGUUAAAAGCUGGUCUGUCCGGUGUUGUUACCUGCUGUUAAUCAACGGAGAGCACCUCGGCAAUAUCAAGGACGGCGUGACGAAUUGCGAAUUGAUGCUCGAACAUCUUCCUUCGGCUUCGCAGGUCCUGAAAAAGCUAUUUGAUUCUCACGUCCAUCUGUCAGAAGAGUCUCAGCAUGAUCCAGACUUCAGCAUUACAUUCGAUUAUUCGGCUCUUCUGCCGGAGGAAAAGGGGACAAUUCAGUGUUCCGUAGUUUCAGAAUUAGUGCAUUCCCCGUUUGAAGAUCUGAUCAAACAUCCUCUUCUGGAAAGUUUCUUGUACGUCAAAUGGUGCCGCAUUCAGAAGUACUUUUACACUGGCGUCUUGUUAUACGGCAUCUUCCUAAUCCUUCACACCUCUUUCGUCAUGCUCACCUUCGGCAGUUCCCCGAUAGACUGGCACAACCACAUUAAUAUGCUGUGGACUUUCCGUGCUGGACACAUUUUAUUGUACGUUGCCCUUCUCCUCCCGAACGUUGUGAUGAUAAUUGCCAACUUUAGGAAAUAUAUCAAACAAGUGGAGACCCUAAUAAGAUUUGUGUCUUUUAUGAGUUCAGCCGUAGUAGUGUUUUCAUCAACUGUAGACUACAAAGCCUUGGAGGUGAUUGACAUUAGUAAAAAUAUGGCAUCCUUCAAUGCCACUUCAGCGCCUGCCUCUCCCUCCGGCCACCUACCAAUGACGGCAGAGAGGCAAAUGGCCGCAGUUUCGGUUUUCUUCGUGUGGGUUGAGUUCAUGAUGCUUCUUGGACGCUACCCGAUGCUCGGUUCUUACAUUCUGAUGUUCACUGGUGUGGCCAAGUCUAUGAUAAAGUUCCUGCUUUCUUUUGUAUUCGUUCUCUUUGGAUUUUCUUUUAGUUUCCAUGUCUUGUUUCAAGAGCUUCCGGUGUUUGAAACGUUUACUCUCUCCUUCGUUAAGACGUUGAUGAUGAUGAGUGGAGAGAUAGCAUACAGUGAGUUCAUUUUGGCAAUGGAUGUGCCUUUUAGCGGGCUGAUUUUCCUGUCCUUGUACUUAUUCAUGGUGGCUGUCCUGUUAGCCAACCUCUUCAUUGGUUUAGCUGUCAAUGACAUUCCGAGCCUGCAGAAGCAAGGCAGAAUCCACAGGUUGGCCAAACAGGCCUCGUAUCUCGUGGCGUACGAGAAGCUGCUCUUGGUGCUGAAGAGCUGGACGUCCUUUCCCCGCCCUCUUCUCCGUCUGGUAGCUGGCAGGAGCAGGAUCAAGCCGAAGGUCGAGGUCUUCCCCAACAGAAAGGAGACUAUUGUGACUCGCGAGAAUAUUCGAGAGGCCAUAAAACUCGGUCACUUAGAUAGUCCUACAGAAGAGACUUAUUCCUUUGAUGAUGACAGCGUUUCUAGCCCAUGCCUCAAGAGCGGCCAAAAGCAUCACGCAGAAGAGAUGAACGCAUUAAAAAAUAGAAUUGAUGAACUUGUUAAAUGUUGCAACAGUACACAGCAGCAACUGAAUCUUAUGCACCGGUUGUUGGAUACUCACACGACACAGAUAUCUCUGCAACUUCAGCAACAUCAACGAACUAUGCAGGAAAUGUAUGACCGGGCUUUUCGAGAAAACGGAACGCUCCAGUCUAAUGGCCCUCAGUAAAAGACAUUUACCAGUGCUUCUCAAAAUUCAGAUUACCAUGUGUUCUUGAGCCCUUUGUAUUUCUGUUAUGAUUUCUGUGUCAAACAUUCGUUAUCCCAACCACAAUCCACCAUAGCCAUCAGCAUCUCCCACCCGCUCACCACAGUCCCCACGACGGUUCCCGCCACCACUGAUAUCAUUACUGAAACAACCAUAGCCGCCGCCACCUCCAACACGGAAAUUAACACCAACGCCACCCUUAUCGUUCCCCUUAACGAGGUGCGCGUUCCCAGUCCAGGAAAGAUGUGAUUUGAAUUGUGAAAAACAUACUUGCGUCAUGCAAAAACUUUGAUUACUGAUGACUGAUUUAUUGUUAAAAAGAUUACUGAUUUAUCUUUCAUAAGAUUCUAAACUCACAGUAUUUUCUGUAGCAUAACAUGAUAAGUAAAAAUUACGCAGUACAAGCGUAACUUACUCUUAUGAAACUGAUAUUCUAGAAUAUUUUUAUAGUACUUUAGAAAUAUUUUAGGAUUGGUCGGAUAUAUAAUAGUUUUUAUGUUAAGGUAUACGAUAAA
This is a messenger RNA of Penaeus vannamei (Pacific white shrimp), 3065 nucleotides long. The record is from RefSeq and is a predicted model, not a curated record. NCBI's taxonomy places the organism in Eukaryota, Metazoa, Arthropoda, Malacostraca, Decapoda, Penaeidae.